AUUGGAAAUGGUGGCGCAGCAAUGAGGCUCUGCUAUGAUUGCAGAAGUGACCACUGCACUGCCUCAGAGGAUAUCUACAAGAUAAACAUAGAUUAUUCCUCUGCAAUCAUCUUAGAACAUCAUUAUCUAUGGAUUCCCUUUCCUAGGUUCCUUAUUCAUCUCUUGUAUAAUCCCCAAUGGCCACGGGUCUCGAGGUUUUAGGUGGUGUCGCGGCUUCGCUUGAGCUGGUCAAAAUAACAAAAAGCUGUCUGUCAACUUUUAAUGAGUUACGCAAUGCGGACAUACAGGCGAGAGCCCAAGGAGAUAUACAAUUCCAUUUUAUCGUGCAAGGCCUCAAAUUUGAUCGUUGGUGUUCAUUGCUGGGGAUACAGAACAUGUUUGAGCUAUCCGAAAUGUCGCCUAGUCAGUGGCAGCAAAAAGUCGAAGUCAAGGAGUUCGAAGACCUGUUACAAGAUCGGCUACGAUUCAGGAGUCAUAACCUCGUUACCCUUGUGUUGAGAACCUUGAAGUCGAUGGAACAAAAGUUCAGCGAGGCUGAGAAAUUAAUGGUGAAAUAUUCAGUCUCAACAGAUACUCAAGCCCCGUUUGUUAGUCCAACCCCAUCUCGCAAACACCACUUCACGCUUCCCAGAGUCUUGAAAAGAACAAAGCAACUAUCAUUGCCAUCGAGCGACAUGUCUGCAGAGGACAUCAGUUCAAUUCGGGGCCGAAUCGCACGCCCUAUUUCUAAGAUGCAAUGGGUGGCGACGGACAAGAAAACUGCGCAAGAUAUACUAAAGAGCAUCGUGAAAGUCAAUGACUCUUUGGUGGGACUCUUGGAGUCAAUACACCAAGCCCAAAUAAAUCGGCAGAUAAAUCUGGCCAUCCUGGACAGCGUAGAACAUCAAGAACGCUACAUCACGCAGAUCCUCCCCCGAGACAGUGAAGUCCGAGCUUUGGUUGGUAUGAGGCUUUGGCAAGCGCGCGGGCUCAAAGAAUCCGAGGAUAAUGCCUCAUCAUACUCUGGAACAAGCUUCGGAGUUGAUGCGAGGCCGGCCAGGCACACCACAUAUUCAACUCAGGACUUUAAGAAAAAUACCAUUCACCUCGGGGAGUCGAGAUCGUUUUCCAUCUUGGGUGGAGAAUCGGUUGUGGUAGAAUGGAAGUACUUUAGCAAGGACCGACCAUUUUCCGUCGAACAGUCGUUUCGUCUUAUGGAUUUGGUCCAACUUCUCAAUACUACUGAUCUAUACAAGAAGUUCCAAGCCCUCCCAUGUAAAGGCUAUGUCACUGACAACGAGAACUUUCGAGUCGGCAUGAUCUUUUCAACUGGGCAUCGUUCGACGAUGACUCCUCAGUCCCUUCAAGGUGCAAUACAUGGCACAACAGAAACACCCCCGCCAGUGGGUGAGCGAUUUGCGAUAGCGAGACGCUUUGUUCUAGCCAUUCACAACCUCCACGCUGUACAGUGGCUACACAAGGGGAUUCGCAGCGAUAAUAUCCUAUGCUUUCAAGAUAUUGGUAGCAAAGACAACCUCGAUAUCUUGCGAGAGAAUAAACCUACGGAUCCAACUGGUGAAACAGAUCCCAUAGGGGAAAUGGUAGGCUCAAAGGAAAAAGAUCACCAUUUAACAAAGGCCCCUAGUCCGCUCCCUACAUUCUACCUAUUGGGAUGGGAUCUGUCACGCCCAGACCACCCAGAAGAGCUUUCUGAGUCUAUCUCAGUUUCUACUCUAGGUUUUCAGACUAAGCUGGAGGCUAUUCGUAUGUAUACCCAUCCAGAUGCGUUUUCCGCCCAGCAUCUAUCACCAGGGAAACGACUACGGUAUCGUCCACAGUGGGACAUGUACAGUAUUGGUCUGAUUCUCCUCGAAGUUGGACUGUGGAGAACACUAGACACAAUCCGUCGCAAAGUCACGAACGAUGACGAUUUUCGGCUGCGUGUGCGGACGGAGUACUGUGAUAGGUUACAGGCAAAAAUGGGACUCGUUUACUGGAGGGUUGUCCAAAGAUGUCUGAAUGAUGACUUCGAGUUGAGCGAUGAAGGGGUUUCGGGUCAUCAUGAUUUUUCCUUGCAAGUUGCAUUCGAGAAGCAGGUAGUCUUCGAAUUGGAAAGAUGUUAUGCUUGAUGAAACACAGGAUCUAGGGAUCCCACAGUAUGAGGCUGUUUUCUGUCCAUCAGGGCUCAAAGGAAGAUCUAUAACAAGGGUAGAUGACUAGGCUUAGAACUUGAGCAAUUUAUAUUAUAAUGAACAACUAGGGCUGCAUGAGUCCUUGACCAACCAACUCUUUCUCGGCUGUUGGUGGCUCGACUCGACUCUAUAUACAAC
Xylaria bambusicola is the source of this 2309-nucleotide messenger RNA. RefSeq lists its product as uncharacterized. Lineage: Eukaryota; Fungi; Ascomycota; Sordariomycetes; Xylariales; Xylariaceae. The record is from RefSeq and is a predicted model, not a curated record. The coding region runs from base 177 to 2108 and encodes 643 amino acids. The transcript is spliced from 3 exons.